Messenger RNA from Paralichthys olivaceus (Japanese flounder), 5454 nucleotides. The record is from RefSeq and is a predicted model, not a curated record. Lineage: Eukaryota; Metazoa; Chordata; Actinopteri; Pleuronectiformes; Paralichthyidae.
UCCUAUUGGUCCGGCCUCCCGUCCAUCAGGGCAGAGGAUCCCAGUGAGAGAAGCAGCGGUGUUUCUGCAGCAGCAGCUCAGAGAUGUGAAGGGGGGAUAUAUCUGCCGUGUUCACUAAACCGAGGAGGCAUCUGGACAGGCCAAGUGAUGAAUGGCCAGAAAUCCUCCUCUGCAGUCCAAGCCCAGUCACUCUGUCUGGGGCCUGACAACCUACUUUGGAGGGCUUGAGAGAUUAACAUGGCUCCCGUCAUGGAAGGCACACACACCGUCUUGAUCCUGUAUGCGCCCAUCCGUGAGUUCAGCAACAUCAGCCUGUAUUACCCCAAGAGGCGGGCCCCGAGCUUUAAGUACAAGAGCCGUGCCCCUCAUUCAGAAAGCGCCGGCAAUGAUCAUGACUGGGGAAAGGAGGAUCUUGCAGCGUCCAAACAAAGAGGCCACUCUUCCUAUACCUCGGGAGAACUCCUCAACUCCCAGCAGGCAACAAAGGAGGUUGUUGCAGAGCUCUGCUGGCUGGCGGCAGAGCACCACCAGUUGCUGGCCGAUCUCCUAUCGCUGUGUCGGGACUGCACCAACAAGGUCAGGAUGGGUAACCAGGAUGGGAAAUUCCAGGAUUACAUGCAGGGUCAGGAAGUUCACGUUGGAGGUCGGGUUCUCAGCAGCAGCGGCAGCUAUUCUGUCGCUGUGUCUCCGGAGCACAAGAGAGCCACGUCCAAGAGUAAGAAGCUGAAAAAGUUUGGAAGCAAAAAGCUUGACAGUGCGGAGGAUUUACUGCACAGUAAGAUGAAGAAGAAAGUUGUAAGUGGGACUUCAGGCGCUCAGAAUGGUGUGGCCGUAUCCGCAGUCUCAAUAGUGGAGCAGAUCCGAGGUAUUCCAGCCACCCUCCAUGUGUCUGACAGCCCAGCCACCGGCUCCUAUGUCAGUGCAGUCAGUAAUCCCAUCCUGCCAAUGGAGGAACCCUUCCAGAUCGGCCGUGAGGGCUGGGACUUCAUUGAGGACAACCGGACAUUUGACCCCGACAUGUAUUUCUGCAGCGACUUCUCAGAAUACGACAGCGAGCUGGGUUUCGAGUCAUCUUCUUGCAGCCUGAUGGAGGGACUGACCCGACGGGAAAGUGGGAGCAAUCUUCGACCAAUUAAGAGGUUUGACUCUCCGGUAGAGACGUUAUCUGAGAAUGCAUCAGUAGUCAGGUCUGCUCAGCAGCCCUGUGGCAACAUCAAUCAGAGGAAUAUGGGGGUCAGGGUGGUGGCUAAAGUGCUUGAUGAGGAGGGGAGGGUCCACCAUGUUAGCCAUAAGAGCCCAGAGAAGGAAGGGCCCGCCGAGUGGAGAGGGACAAACGGAGACCACCUGGCUGGGGUUGGUAAACAGCUGACAGGUAACAAGCAGUCUGAGGGGCUAUGGUUGCCCCUGUCCAAUACAACCAACCCUUCACCUUCAUCCAAAUCCCACAUCAAGAGCCCAUCUUCUGCGUCUCUGGCCGGGGUCUUCAACACCUCUUUCCCCGCAUCAAACAGCCUCCAGAGAAUGUCCCCAGUCCUGUCCCCUCUGCCCUGUAAGCAGGCGAGCCCACAGCUCAACCACCGCAUCGUGCUGCUGUCGGACAAGGACGUGGACCCGGCCCGGGACAGCUCCGGCAACACGGACGAGCCCAAAAUCUUCACAGAGGUCAUCGACAAGAACGGCAACAAGCGCACCAUCACCCGCCUGGACCUGAACAUCAGCAGGAGGCCCAGCACCUCCAAGUGGAAUUCCUCCAGCAACUCCACAACAACAGAGGAUUCUCUCUUGCGUCAGGAUGAUAUUUGGAUGCUGGAUGGUGAUGAACCUCAGGAGCCCCUUUCCUGUGUUCCGCGCCCUGAUCACCUGGACUUCCUACGCAUCACGCCGCCGGAGGAUGACAUCAUUGGGGACACGCCCUAUUAUCCCAAACUGGAGUGCGCGACAGAGAUCACGUCCCCUACAGACAGUGAGGACCGGACUCCAGGGCGGCUGCAAGCUGUGUGGCCCCCACCCAAAGCUAAAGAUGAGGAGGAGAAGGUGGGGCUCAAGUACACAGAGGCAGAGCACCAGGCCGCCCUCUUGCAGCUGAAGAGAGAGUGCAAGGAAGAGCUUGAGAGGAUGCAUCAAACUGGUAGGGACAGUAGAGAUGGCCUCUCAGGACCACCACCGCCUCCACCUCCUCCGCCCCUCCCACCAGGCCUCUCAGGACCAUCACCACCUCCUCCACCACCUUUACCAGGCAUGGCGGGAGCUCCACCACCACCCCCUCCGCCACCUCCUCUCCCAGGAGGUGGCCCACCCCCCCCACCUCCUCCGCCUCCCCCCCCUGGCUUACCUGGAUCUGGCCCACCUCCCCCUCCACCUCCUCCAGGCUCUGGCCCUCCACCUCCUCCUCCCAUGGGCGGUUUUGCCCCAAAAGUGGACAAGGCCCCGCGGAAGCCUGCCAUCGAGCCGGCCUGUCCCAUGAAGCCUCUGUACUGGAACAGGAUACAGAUACAGGAUAAUAACAACAACACACUGUGGGGCUCUCUGGAGGAACCAAACAUCGUCAACGCCAAUGAGUUUGAGGAUCUUUUCUCAAAGGCCACACUACAGGUGAAGAAGAAACCGCUGUCAGACAGCUACGAAAAGAAGACCAAAGCUAAGAAGAUUAUCAAGCUGUUGGACGGGAAGCGUUCACAAGCAGUUGGCAUCCUCCUAUCCAGCCUGCAUCUGGAGAUGAAGGACAUUCAGCAAGCUGUUCUCACUGUGGACCACUCGGUGGUGGAUUUGGAGACCAUUGAAGCAUUAUAUGAAAAUAGGGCCACCAGUGAUGAGAUGGAGAAGAUAAUGAGACAUUAUGAAAAGUCAAAAGAAGAUGAAGUCAAACUGUUGGACAAACCUGAACAGUUUCUCUACGAGCUCUCCCAGAUUCCUGACUUUGCUGGCCGGGCCCACUGCAUAAUCUUCCAGUCAGUGUUCCUCGAUACCAUCGCCUCCAUCCAUCGCAAGGUGGAGAUCCUCUCCAAUGUCAGCAAAGAGCUGCUAGAGUGCAACAGUCUGCGGGAUAUCAUAGGUCUUGUUCUGGCCUUUGGGAACUAUAUGAAUGGAGGGAACAGGACGAGAGGUCAGGCUGAUGGCUUUGGACUAGAGAUCCUCCCCAAACUAAAGGACGUCAAGAGCAGAGACAACCGUAUGAAUCUGGUGGAUUAUGUGGUUUUAUACUACCUACGCAACUUUGACAAGGACGCCGGCACAGACAAGAGUGUGUUCCCUCUGUUGGAGCCUCAGGAUUUCUUCCAGGCUGCUCAGGUUAAAUUAGAAGACAUUACCAAGGACCUCAGGAAGCUGAAGAGAGAUCUAACCGCCUGUGAGAAAGAUGUGCAGAAGGUGUGUGAUAACUCAUCAGAGGAAAACCUGCAGCCCUUUAAGCAGAAGAUGGAGGGAUUUAUCUCUGCAGCUCAAAAGGAUCAUUCAGCCGAAGAGGACCAGCUCAAUGCUGCACAGAAAAGUUUCGGGGAAAUGGUGAGCUACUUAGGUAUUAGGCCAAAACCCGGGGAGAAAGAUGUGAGCCCGGGUUACGUCUUUAUGCUCUGGUACGAGUUUUGCAACGACUUCAAGAACGCCUGGAUACGACAAAGCAAGAACAUCUCCAAAGAGAGGUUGAAGGAAGCUCAAGAAAACAUCAAGAAGAUCACAGCAGAGAAGAGAGUGGAAACCAAGAAGAUUAAUGCCAACAGUCUGAAAGAUAGGCUGCGGCAGAAGGAAGCCAGCGUGCCCUCCAGCUGAAUCGACGAGUGAUGAAAAAGAAGGAGAAACGAAAUGGUGGCUGGUGGAGAUGGACAAAAAGCGUGCAGGCCUCAUCCCUCCUCGUUCAGCCACCUGCCUCAACAACACUGGACUGCCCUCUGUGCCCCGAACUCACAAUAAAACCUCACUGGACUCCCACUUCUACUCCCACGGCCAUAUCUCCGCACUAUUAACACCCUCAGCCGUCCCCACCCACCCACAUGCCGAAAGAAAAACUCCUGCACCGAGGAUGCACGGCUGACACAGCCGAAGUGAUGAGAGUCUUAAAGGCUAAAGGUUGACCUCAUUCAUCCAGCGUGGCGUGCCCUCUGAGAGCCCGGCUUGUGAAAGGUCUCAGCGGGUCAGCGGGAUUCACAACAGUGCCAGCUGACACAAGAUUCCUUCUGCGUCUGCAAGAGCUGAGGAUCCGUUCUUCUCAGAGCCGUCGACCGUUACCUGAGAGAGGACAUGUGUUGAAAACGCUCCAACUUACUCAAAGUGUAGCUGCUGAUUUCUGCUCGGAGGGAAAAUCCCUGUUGACACAACAGAUCUCUUUCUCCCCGAGCAGCGAGAAAGCCGCGGCUCCUCUGCUCUGGCGAAUAGCUGCUCAUUCACCAUGGCUCAUUAAAACCAUUGUAAAUAUGUCAUGUUAUAGAAUCGGCAGGGACGGUGCAGCUUUGAGGAGGAUGAUAAAUGAUGUGCGCUGGGCCUCGUGAGCAGACGAAGAUACGGUGUGUAUGAACGUGUGUGUGUGUGUGUGUACAAUCAGUUUUACUAUGUUGUGUGUUUUCACGGCACCAGACACCCCCCCUCUUGUGUGACAACAGUUGAAGAGCGGAACAAGCGAGCGAUGAGUCGAACCCUUCAAACACACACAAACACACACAAACACACACAAACACACACAAACACACUCAAACACACUUGGCCGUGCACCCAGUCACCCAAUAACUCAAUUGUAUUUAAAGCUAAACUUUUUAGAUCCCUCAUGGAGAGCUGUACGUCACAUUGUGCCCAGCACAGGUUUAUGCACUUUGCCCGCUUGCAAGUAACUCUAAGAUGUAGCUCACACUCCACAUGUUAUGCUAACUGCAUGCAUUUUUGUUUUCAGAUGCCCUGCACUUUUUUUGCACCUCUUUCCCUAUGCAAGCGUUGGGUUCCCUCGUUGAAAGCUUCAUCAAUCUCAUUGCUCGAUGAUGAAAUCCCUCUUUAUGUUUUCAUUUUUAAGAAAGUGAAUCAAGCAAAAUUUUUGCUUCUGUCAUUUAAGAAAAGUAUAUUUAUGUAAGGAGAGAUUUAUUUUAUGCCAAAAACAGCGACCUUUGUGAGGUUGUGUUUUUAUGAGUUCGUUGAAUCGAUUGAGAGGCUCCUGGAUAACGUGGGUCUGUAUUUCGGCUCACGGUGUGUCUGGAUGAUGUGUGGAUAUUAAGUGAGUUACACAGAAUGAAAACAGUUCCAGUUUAAUUUUUGGGAAAGAUGAGGGUUUUGGUAUUUAGAACAUUUAAGCAUAUCACCUGAAGCCAUGCUAGUUGUUAUACCUCAGACAGAUUCCUUUAUCCAGAUAUCAAUAAAACUGCACCUUGAAUAACAUUUAUUUUUAUCCUCCAAAGUCUUUCAUGUGUGCCAUUUAUUUUGUAUGAAGAUGGAGAUGUUUCAUAACUGCUGUUUUACUUUAGAGGAGUUUGAAAAAAA